Symbiodinium sp. CCMP2592 is the source of this 2052-nucleotide messenger RNA. The record is from the annotation of a GenBank genome assembly. NCBI's taxonomy places the organism in Eukaryota, Dinophyceae, Suessiales, Symbiodiniaceae.
AUGCCGUGGCUCAAUGAUGCUCUUGGAAAAGUCCGCGAGCAGAGCAGUUCGCUGGUCGCCACCGCGAAGGAGCAGGCCUCGGCCUCGAAUGUCGCGAGAUGCCACGAGAUGCUGCGGCGCAAGCGCCGCAGCCUCGAAAAGCGAGCAGCAGCUGCUGCAGGAGAUGCUGCGGUGGACCAGCUCUGCCAGGCAUGGUGUCGUCAACUCAGCACUGCGAGCCUCUCAAGCGAUGUCGGCUUGGCGAGAGAUGUGUUUUGGCAAUCCCUGCUCCGAUGCCACGCGGCUGAAGAGCUGCUGAAAAGCGCGGGCCAGCAAACUGGUAGCCAGCCACCCGGCGGGGUGCCAACAGACAGCAGAGGCCUGCGCCUUCUGGUGGCUCGAGUCCUCCCAGACGAUCAUGCGGCACUGGGCCAAGAACUCGUUACCUUACUCUCAGGUGAGCGGGGCGACCUAAGCACGGAGCAGCACAGCAACUUCGCGGCAAAGCUGCUGUCCGCCGGCAAGGUUGACUGGCGGACAGAGGCGGACUUUGCCCAGCGAUCUGAGCUGAACAGGAUGGCCGAGCAACGAAGCAAGGAGUUGCAGCAACUGGGGUCUGCCCCGAGCGACCUGGAGAGGUCCGCCCGACGUGUUCGUGCAUCCGCGGAACUCUUGGGUGCGCCCUGCGCACUCCACCAAUCUCUGCUGGAGGCACAAUCUCAGGUCUCGGCAAGUACACAGGAACGUAGCCGGCAGCUUCAGAGCACCUUGGAUGACAUCGAGGUCUACACCAGCUCCUUCAGUCAAGGAGAAGGUGUUGGGCAACGGCAGCAGCGAUUGCAACAAGAACUGCGGGAGGCGCAUGACUCUCUUGCCAGAGACCUCGCCGUGGUCGAUGAGAAGCGCGCAGAUGCAGAUGCACAGAUUGAGUCUCUGGAGACCAAGAAGCUUCAACUUCGACAGCAGCUGCAUGCUGUCGACGAAAAGCUCCAUGCUGCACGUGAAGGACAACGGAACUGGCUUGUGCAAAAAGAUCGUCAUCGCCGAGCUGUCGAAGAUGUGGAAGCCACUUUUCGCAAGAACCUCAAGGAGAUCGAGGAGCAAGGCCUAGCUGCCAGGAAGGAGCGGGCAGCUGCAGAGAAGGUGAAGGAAGCUGCUGCUGAGACAGAGCUGCUGGCACUUCGGGCUCUGUCCGGGGCAUCCGAGGAUCUCAGCUCCAAGGCGACGCAGUUUGACGGCCACUUGCUAAAUGUCUUGGUGGAGCAUCUAGGGCACGAGGAGAGACGCAUUCAGCUGCUUGAUCACGACUCGAACCGAUGCACAGAGAUCAUGAAGAAGCACCAAGCUGAAAUCGAUCUGAUGAGUGUCAUGGACCGUCCGCUGAACAGCGUGCUGGAUGCUGCAGAGCAUAAACACUUGUGCCACACCUCCCUCGCAGCGGAGGCAGCUCUCAAGGCAUGUGCCGGAUUCGCCAGGGACUUCGGACCCUUCCUCAGCAAGCACCCCGAAGCGCAGGCACGUUUGCAAAAGCUUGAGGCGGAUCAUGCAGAGUCGCAGCAGCAGCAGCAGCCGCCCCCACAACUUCCACAGCAGUCGCCAAAACAGCCGCCGCAGCAGCAACAGCCGCCCGCACAACUUCCACAGCAGUCGCCAAAGCAGAAGCCACAGCAGCAGCAGCAGCCGCAGCCGCAGCAGCAGCCGCAGCCGCAGCCGCCGCUUGCGCCCGCCCCCGCGCCGAAGCCCACACCUCAAUCGCCAAAGCGGGAGUCGCAGGAGGCGCAGCAAUCUCUGACGCAACCCGCGAAGGAGCCGGCCGCGCAGCAAUCGCAGCAAGAGCUGCAUCAGGACCAAUCAGCCCAGCAGCACGCAGUGGCACAGCCGCAGCAGCAGUCCGAGCUGUCUCGACAAAGCGAGCAGCUGCCUCCCCGGCAUGCGCAGCCUCAAGAGCACAAGAGCCCGUCAGAAUUGGGAGAGGAACAGCUUCCACCAGCGGCACAUGCAAAUAGUGGAACUGUGCCAGCUGCAGCUCCGCAGUCAGUGGAAAGAGAUACUCGGCCGGCCCCGAGCAACUAG